ACGCUAAGGUUCAUCUUCCUGAGUUUCUUUUAACUCUGUAGUUAGUUUUCUAUUUGAAUGAAAUUUAUGUGGAAUUGUGGCUUGAGUUUAGGCAUUUUUAUUCCCCUACAGUAAGUGGCUAGACCAUUAUACCUUAGACUUUAGUUGAUAUUGGAUAAUAGUUUUGUUAUUUUUAAGAUUUCUUGGCUUCGUAGAGGUGGAUUCCUUUGUUAACUGAUAUAUUUAAGAUUUUUUUUUUUUUUUCCAGCAAGAUCGGCUUUUCUAUUAUCUUAAUAGGUCUGUAAGCGGGGAGUAUCUUGUCCUCUCCCAAGGGAAUUGGAAAAGAUACAGAGGGUGCUCUUGAUUCCAAUCCGAAUGGCUUUGGUACACUAUGUUGAUAAACUCCAUUUAAACUUAUUGAUAAUGUUGGGUUAAGUUGUUGAAUAUCUAUUUUUUCACUAACUAAUGUUGCUGCUUUAUAAGUUCUCUAGUGUUUCUACAGAUAUCUUUGUUCAAAUGAUGUUGCUGCCAUUUUCAGGUAUCUUUUUGCCUGCAGUUCAAUUUUUCUCAUUUUAGGGCUAUCUGUUUUGAUAUGUGGCAUCAUCAUCUAAGUGUUCUACUUUGAGUACAGGUUCAUCCUAGGAAAAGUUUUCCUACACAAUUUUCUCUUUUUGUGUGUUUUGUCUUUGCAGCAUCUGAGAGUUUUUGAGAUUGUGAAGAAGACUGUUGUCGAGACAGCGCAGAAUUGGCAUAGAAGAAUUUACCAUAUAGGAGAAGUGCGCUUAUAAUUCUUGAAGUGAUUUAGGAUGCGAUUGGGAUUGUAGUU
Rubroshorea leprosula is the source of this 805-nucleotide messenger RNA. The record is from the annotation of a GenBank genome assembly. Lineage: Eukaryota; Viridiplantae; Streptophyta; Magnoliopsida; Malvales; Dipterocarpaceae.